UGUCUCCGGCACCUUGACCGCGGCCUUCCUCCCGCGCCAUCUCUGCUUCACUUAGCACCCUCGGGCCUGCUGUUUGGUCUGCAGCACAGGCUGCCAGGUGGGACGCUAGGGUGCCUGCUUGAGAGGGAUGUGAGAAUCACGGGAGUAAAUGCUCAGAAAAGUACUAGACGCGUGGGGUGUGACACCUGUCACCGUGACCCUGCCGGGAGGUGAGGUGGAUGAUUCUGAGCCUUGUGCUAGGAGCCCUCUAUUCAAAGAGCUCUGUGAAGAGUUCCGUCUUCAGUGAAGGCUCUCCUCCUCUGGUUUGUAGUGGCGUAGCCUAGAUUCUGAGGACCUGUGGUGCACACUGUGAAGAGAGGAAUCAGCUCUCCGCCGUCUCAGCUCUCCUGCGCUGUCUGCCUUGAGGACUCUAACUACCUGGGCCUCCUACAUGACCAACUCCCCGACUCUCAUCGUGAUGAUCGGUCUGCCUGCCCGCGGCAAAACCUACAUGUCCAAGAAGCUCACCCGCUACCUAAACUGGAUUGGGGUGCCCACCAAAGUGUUUAAUCUUGGUGUGUAUCGGCGGCAAGCAGUCAAGUCCUAUCAGUCCUAUGACUUCUUCCGACACGACAACGAGGAGGCCAUGAAGAUCCGCAGGCAAUGUGCUCUGGUGGCGCUGGAAGACGUGAAGGCCUAUCUCACGGAGGACAGCGGGCAGAUCGCGGUGUUUGAUGCCACCAACACCACCCGAGAGAGGAGGGACAUGAUCCUCAACUUCGCCAAGGAGAAUUCCUUCAAGGUGUUCUUCGUGGAGUCCGUCUGUGAUGACCCUGAAGUCAUUGCGGCCAACAUCCUGGAGGUGAAGGUGUCCAGCCCAGACUAUCUCGAGAGGGACCAGGAGAACGCGAUGGAGGACUUCCUAAAGAGAAUAGAGUGCUACAAGGUCACCUAUCAACCCCUAGACCCGGACAACUAUGACAAGGACCUGUCUUUCAUCAAGGUGAUGAACGUGGGCCAGCGGUUCCUGGUGAACCACGUGCAGGACUACAUCCAGAGCAAGAUCGUGUACUACCUCAUGAACAUCCACGUGCAGCCCCGCACCAUCUACCUCUGCCGGCACGGCGAGAGCGAGUUCAACCUGCUGGGGAAGAUCGGCGGAGAGUCCAGCCUCUCCACACGGGGCAGGCAGUUUGCACAGGCCCUGAGGAGCUUCCUGGAGGAGCAGAAGAUCGUGGACCUGAAGGUGUGGACCAGCCAGCUGAAGCAGACCAUCCAGACGGCCGAGUGCCUGGGGGUGACGUACGAGCAGUGGAAGAUUCUCAACGAGAUCGAUGCCGGCAUGUGUGAGGAGAUGACCUACGCGGAGAUCAAGGAGCAGUACCCAGAGGAGUUUGCCCUGCGGGACCAGGAGAAGUUCCUGUACCGCUACCCGGGCGGGGAGUCCUACCAGGACCUGGUGCAGCGGCUGGAGCCGGUCAUCAUGGAGCUGGAGAGGCAGGGCAACGUGCUGGUUAUCUGCCACCAGGCUGUCAUGCGCUGCCUACUGGCCUACUUCCUGGACAAGGGCGCAGACGAGCUCCCUUACCUGCGCUGCCCCCUGCACACCGUCUUCAGGCUGACUCCUGUGGCCUAUGGGUGCAAGAUGGAGACCGUCAGCCUCAACGUGGAGGCUGUGGACACACACAGAGACCGGCCACCCAACAGCCUCCCCAAGAGCCAACCCCCUGUAAGGAUGAGACGGAACAGCUUUACGCCUCUGUCCAGCUCGGAUACGAUAAGGCGUCCACGAAAUUACAGUGUUGGCAGCCGGCCCCUCGAGCCCCUCAGCCCUCUCCAAGCCCUGGACGCGCAGGACGGGGCCGACAGGCCGAAGACCCGAGUCAGCAUUCCGGUGGACACCAUGUGGCCUAUGCAGAGACGCCCCACGACAGCACUCUUCAGCCCGAGGUCCUGAUGUGGGAGUCACUGAGAAGCAGGACAGCAGGGCUGACAGCCAAGCAGAAACUAGACAUUGGGACCAUCAGAGGCGGCCUAGGACAGUGUCACUGCCACCCUUCAGGCCUAGUGGCCUCAUUGACUUAUCUGAAAAACCCUUCCCCCAAAAUGAUGACCAACUUAAAGCCGUUCUUUCACUGUCUCUGCAGGGUGUGGCCUUGGCCAAGCUAGCCUCUCCCGAGACCGUCCCAAGGAGGUCCCCACGGGCCCCCGACCCUGGGCGGCUCCCCACAGCCUCCUGCCAGAAGUAAGGGACAGAAUCCCCUGAGACUACAGUCCUCUGGCUUCCCUCUCACAGUGAUGGGAGGGCAGGCAGUCACCUCUUUGCUUGAAGAAACUUUUCUUGUUCCAGAUCCUUGGGGGCAGGACCUGGUGUAGGACUUGCCCAUGGGCGCUCGUCCUGGGCUCUUGGAGUGUCCAUCCUCUGAGCUCUCAGGGCGCACUCUGCUCCCCUCCUGCUGGCAGGGAUCACACCCUGCCGGCUGUGCCAGGGGCAGGAAGGGAGCAGUGAGCAGUGUCUCUCCUACCAUGAGGCCAGAGAAGGCCUCUGUGGUAGCACUCUGGCGCAUGUGGUGACCUAGCUCACCUCUCCUCACCUGGGGGCCAGGUGGGGGCUCCAGGCCUCAGUGCUGCAGCCUCCUGGCUCAGAGGCCCCAGGGGACCAUGCGCUGGGUCUGCCAUGGCCAGGGGCAUGUCCAGCUCUGCUCCCAGGGGAGGUGUAGGCGCCUGAGCAUGCUGUGUCUUACAUGAGCUGUUUCCAUUUCCUUGCCGUCCACAGAAGCCCACUGGCCAGGCCAGGGGGUGUGGCCACUGGACAAUGCCAGAUGCCCUCCCCAGGCUGGUGAUGCCCACCCUGAGGCGGCUGAGCUGCGGGCAGCUCGGUACUCACCGCCAGGGUCUGGUCAGUGUGUCUAGUGGCCGCAGGCAAAACAAAAAUGGUCAAGCGCCUGUGGCGAUGGCUCCCAGCACGUAGCUUCCUGCUCCUGUGAGCGGUGGGCGGCUCACACUCACUCACUUAUUUAUUGCUCCAUCCAUCAGGGUGCUUCAGUCCCACGGUAGUGUCUGCAUGUCUCUAGUCAGACUGUGGGGUCUCUGUCAUCUGGGUUGGGUGAGGGCUCAGGGAGCCCAUGGUCCUGAGGCAGGUCACUCAAGGACACCAGCCGUCCUCCCUCGGGACUGGACCAUGCUGAGGCGGGGGCGGGGAGGGGGGUCUAAAUGUUUUCUCGCUCAUUUUGAGUAUAAAUGGAGAGAUGCAUUUCUGUGGAGGAGCCUAUCUCCUGGAUAAAUAAAAUGCUGAGAUGUGUGAGGAAUGCAUAUUGCUUCUGUAAUAAGAGAGGCAAUAAAAGUUAUUUUUCAUUAAAAUAAUAGUUUUAAAAUAAAAGUUCUUGCAAAAGGUC
Erinaceus europaeus (western European hedgehog) is the source of this 3374-nucleotide messenger RNA. It is a transcript of the gene PFKFB2, whose product is annotated as 6-phosphofructo-2-kinase/fructose-2,6-biphosphatase 2. Gene Ontology annotation, cellular component: cytosol. Lineage: Eukaryota; Metazoa; Chordata; Mammalia; Eulipotyphla; Erinaceidae. Bases 431 to 1936 code for a protein of 501 amino acids. Gene Ontology annotation, molecular function: fructose-2,6-bisphosphate 2-phosphatase activity; ATP binding; 6-phosphofructo-2-kinase activity. The transcript has 17 exons. Gene Ontology annotation, biological process: fructose metabolic process; fructose 2,6-bisphosphate metabolic process. The record is from RefSeq and is a predicted model, not a curated record.